Molecule: messenger RNA, 1041 nt
Organism: Aspergillus puulaauensis
Lineage: Eukaryota; Fungi; Ascomycota; Eurotiomycetes; Eurotiales; Aspergillaceae
Product: Gfo/Idh/MocA family protein
Exons: 6
Coding region: 1-1041 (346 amino acids)
Biological process (GO): NADPH regeneration
Cellular component (GO): cytoplasm
Molecular function (GO): nucleotide binding; oxidoreductase activity
Source: RefSeq, a predicted model, not a curated record
AUGCCAGUCAACGUCGCGCUCAUCGGAGGAGGAAUCUGGGCCCGCGAGGAGCACCUCCCUGCUAUCGAAGCGGCGGAGGAUCUCGAACUCACGGCCGUUUAUUCUCGCUCUGUAUCAUCCGCCCAGUCGAUCGUGGAUAUUGCUGCGCGACCUCUCGAGCUGUACUCGGACGAUUCGGAGCGCGGCUACAAGGACCUCCUCGCCAGAUCCGAUAUUCAGGGCGUUGUCAUCUCGCUACCGAUCGCGAACCAAGCGCCGUACAUCAAACAAGCCCUGCUGGCCGGGAAACACGUCCUGUCGGAGAAGCCUGUCGCGGAGAGUGUUCAAGAAGCUGAAGAGCUGAUCCUAUGGUAUCGCUCUGAAAUUGUGAAUGCAACCUGGGCAGUGGCAGAGAAUUUCCGUUUCUUGAAUAGCUUCGACUUUGCCGCCGAGCAGAUCAAGUCUCUUGGUAGGAUCGUGGGAUUCCAGGGUCGAAACCAGGGGUUUAUUGAGAAGGACUGGAAAUUCAACCUCACCGAGUGGAGGCGAAAUCCUACCCACCAGGGUGGCUACAUUCUUGAUGGCGGCGUUCACUACAUAGCCACCCUUCGAACGCUUCUUGCCGCGCAGCCUGGGAAUGAGAUAGCUCGUGUCUCGGCUUUUACCGGUCUCGUUCAACCAUAUCUUCCUCCAGUCGACACAGCGGAUGCGAUUCUGCGAACGAGAUCGGGCGUUACCGGGACAUUCCAGAUUUGGCGAGGGACGAGUGUCAAGGCUGAUGAAUGGACCAUCGCUUGCGAGAACGGGUCGGUGACAGUACUGUUUGACAAGGUAAUUGUGAAUCGCAAUGGACAGGAGGCCGUUGAAACUGUUCCAAAUGAAAGGAGCGGUGUCCCCCCUGUAGUUCGGGCCUGGGGCAAGAGCCUUGUCAGUGGAAAGCUGAGCUGGGAGCAAGAGCCCGAGGCUGCCCUUGGGGAUCUCGAGUUGAUCGAACUCAUUCUGCGGAGUGGAGAGCAGGAAGGGACACCAUUGGACUGCAAGUACCAGGCGGCACACAGUUAG